Carcharodon carcharias (great white shark) is the source of this 2408-nucleotide messenger RNA. RefSeq names its product chromosome 13 C12orf4 homolog (gene ferry3). Gene Ontology annotation, cellular component: cytoplasm. NCBI's taxonomy places the organism in Eukaryota, Metazoa, Chordata, Chondrichthyes, Lamniformes, Lamnidae. The record is from RefSeq and is a predicted model, not a curated record. The coding region runs from base 164 to 1831 and encodes 555 amino acids. Gene Ontology annotation, biological process: regulation of mast cell degranulation. The transcript has 15 exons.
UGUUUUUUUAGAGAAUCUCGGUUGCAGCUGGUUCCUGCUUAGAGAAGGUGUUGGACAGGGUAUCAGCUACAGGAUUGCAAACAGCAGUGUCCGGGAGAUUGAUCCUCGAUUCCUGCAGACUCCAAGCCAAUCUUGAAGAGUUGGCAACCCUAAAACCAGAGAGAUGUUAAUGAGUACAAGAAUGAAAGAGAAUCCUGCAAAUUUUCGGCCAUCAGAAAAAACAUUUGUCUUUAAUUUCAAGACAGGACAGCAGUCAUGUGUGCUGACUGCACCCAUCCAGAUCCCUAUGCAAGGAAGUAUCAAUGAUUUACAUGGCCGUCUUAUGCUCUUACAUAAUCUUCCUUAUUUUGUUGAAAAUGAUUUAAAAAAUUCUCUUGAUCAGUUUGUCGAUGAAGAAACUAAGAAGAAUUAUGAUAAAGAAUCAGAAGCUGCCUUAGAAAAAUUAAAAACCAAUGAUGUGUGUACCGAACAGUUCAUUAAUACUUGGGCUAAAGCUUACCAUGAGAAAACCUUAGAAUAUGCUAGGCCUGAAGAGCCUAGUUGGGAUGAAGAUUUUGCAGAUGUUUAUCAUGAUUUAAUUCAUUCUCCAGCCUCUGAAGCUCUACUCAACUUGGAACAUAAUUACUUUGUCAGAGUCUCAGAACUUAUUAGUGAAAGAGACAUGGAAUUGAAGAAGCUGCAGGAAAGGCAUUCUGUGGAAAUGGACAAAGUGAUGCAAGAACUAGGAAAAACCCUUACAGAUCAAGAUGUAAACUUAGUUGCUGCUCAGCAUUUUGAAUCCCAACAGGUAUUGGAGAACAAGUGGGCCAACGAGCUGAAACAAUUAAUGGCAAUUCAAAAACAAGAGUACCAAGAGUGGGUAAUAAAACUACAUCAGGACAUGCAAAAUCCUAACAACAGUACAGUCAGUGAGGAAAUCAAAGUAAAACAAAGUCAAUCCACUGUAGCAAAUGAACGAGUGUUUGAAGAACGACCUCUGUUGGAAGAAAGUUUUACUAUACAUUUAGGAGCCCAGUUGAAAACUAUGCAUAAUUUACGGCUAAUGAGAGCUGAUGUCCUUGAUUUCUGUAAACAUAAGCGCAAUCAACGAAGUGGAGUUAAACUUCAAAGAUUACAGACAGCCCUGUCGCUGUACUCCACCUCUCUCUGUGGGCUUGUCUUACUUGUUGAUAAUCGUAUCAAUUCCUAUAGUGGCAUCAAACGAGAUUUUGCAACAGUUUGCCAGGAGUGCACAGAUUUCCAUUUUCCUAGAGUAGAGCAGCAGCUUGAGAUUGUCCAGCAAGUUGUACUUUAUGCAAGUGCUCAGCGUAACAAGAAGUCAAAAGAAAGAGCUGAGCUACCAAAUGGAAAUGGGGGAAAUGAAGAUAAGUCAAAGAUUGGAGAAAGAAAUCCAUCAAAUAUUUUACCAGGAGAAUUUUAUACCACAAGACAUUCUAAUCUUUCUGAAGUUCAUGUUGUCUUUCACCUGUGUGUGGAUGACAAUGUGAGAUCUAGCAACAUUACAGCCCGUGAUCCAGCAAUUAUGGGCUUGCGGAACAUUCUGAAAGUCUGUUGCACUCAUGAUAUUACCACAAUAACUAUCCCACUCUUAUUGGUGCAUGAUAUGUCUGAGGAGAUGACUAUACCUUGGUGUCUGAAAAGAGCAGAGCUUGUGUUUAAGUGUAUAAAAGGUUUUAUGAUGGAAAUGGCAUCCUGGGACGGGGGAACUUCUCGCACUGUGCAGUUUCUUGUGCCACAGAGUAUUUCAGAGGAAAUGUUCUACCAGUUGAGCAACAUGCUACCUCAGAUUUUUAGAGUGUCGUCUACCCUGACCCUGACCUCCAGACGAUAAACAACACAAAUAUCCAGUGAACAUCAAGUGAGGCAUGCUGACAUGUCACUUUUCUGUGCCCUUUGGACAGUAUAUUUCAAAAAAAUCAAAAGCGUGUGGUGUUUCCCAUGGAACGAGAAAAUGAUCCUCUUUUUGCUCACUUCAGUAGAAUCUAAAAUAUUUAGAAUUGUGUUUUAAGUUGAACUUUGCAUCGUAGCCUCUGUACAAUUUGUACUGUUACUGUGAUUGGUGAUAUGUUGUUAUAGUGACAUUUAAGUCUCCUUUUAUAAGUCUAGAAAUUACUGAGCAAUGUCAUUGUAAGUAAAUUUGUAUCAAAUUCCUCAAACCAUAAUUUCAGUAAAGGUGAUGGAUGACCUGUUUAUUUUUAAUGGGUUAACUCAUCCACUAAGAUAGCGGAGAGGGAUUUGAUAUAAAUUCAUUCAGCAUUUGAACAGUUACAUCCUCAAUAAUUUCCAGAUUAUGAUUUGUAUAUUGUACUGAGAAAAUGUAAAAAUAAUUCCAGUUUCUGUGCACUAGUCAUUUGUACAUGUCUGAACUGAUGCUACAAGCCUAAGAAUAAUUAAAUUUGUGAAACUGA